CACCUCACGCGUCUCCUUAGAGAGCGUGCAUACGCGCGCCAUCUCACUUUCUCACGCGCUCUCUUUCUACUCUCACAGUUUCACUUUCACACAAUGCGACGCACUCCUCCGACUAUCCAUUUCCUUGCCGCCACCGACACCGCCUUCUCCACCGCCACAAUGUCUUCACGCCCCUAUCACCGAGGUCACCGUAGAGGAUACUCCGGCCGCUCAAACUCCGGCGGGAGAGGCCAUUUUGUUACCGGAGACGAUCACAUACAGUCAGUUCGUGACGCCAAUUCAGCACUCCGGCGAGGUGAGAGUGAAAAUUUUGCGAAUCAAACGCAGUUCCAUCAGAAUCCACCUUACGAUCUGAGUCGUCAUCCUCCUCCGGCGUUUUACUUUCAGAAUCCACCUUACAAUCCUCGUCCUCAUCCACCGCCUCAAUAUCAGAAUCCAUCUUAUACUCCAAGACCUCAUCCUUAUCCACAUCCUCAUCGGCCGCCACAUUUUCGGCAGCCAAAUGAUCACCAACGUCAAUUUCGUCCACAGCAGAAUAUUCGCCCAAAGGCUCCGGAUCAUCGAGAGUGGGAGGUUGCUUUGACGCCACCACCACCUCGUCAUAGUGAAAGGUUUAAAGUCCUUUCCUAUAAUAUAUUGGCCGACUACCUCGCUAUGGACCACUGGAGAAAACUUUAUUAUCACAUACCUUCUUACAUGUUGAACUGGCAGUGGAGAAAGAGUAAAAUUAUUUUUGAGCUUGGCUUGUGGUCUGCCGAUAUCAUGUGCUUUCAGGAGGUUGAUAGAUUUGACGAGUUGGCGGAGGACUUGAAGGUUAAGGGAUACAGAGGCAUCUGGAAGAUGCGUACCGGCAAUCCAGUUGAUGGUUGUGCAAUCUUUUGGCGAACAUCAAGGUUCAAUUUGUUGUAUGAAGAAAGCAUUGAGUUCAAUAGGUUUGGACUCAGAGACAAUGUUGCUCAAAUAUGUGUACUAGAGUUCAUAAAUCAAAACGGAUCUCUCCCACCCAGCUUGACAGGUUCUCGUAAGGUUGUUGUUUGCAACACUCAUGUGCUUUACAAUCCAAAUAGAGGGGAAAUUAAGCUUGGCCAGGUCAGAAUCCUUCUGGAUAAGGCUCGAGCUGUUUCUCAACUUUGGAAUAACUCGCCUGUUAUUAUCUGCGGGGAUUUUAAUUGUACCCCUAAGAGUCCAUUGUACAACUAUAUCGCAGAACAAAAGUUAGAUCUAUCUGGAAUAGAUAGGGAUAAACUAUCAGGGCAAGCUUCUGCUGUAAUUCGCUCCCCAUGGAAGUAUGGUCCUAAGUCUAGUGAAAAACAAUUUGAUAAUGGUUCAGUUCAGGUCACAUCUGCUGAAGGUGACAAGGAAAUUACUAUUGAACAAAAUAGUUCUUUGUCGGACAUGCAGAAUCCAAACACUGAGAGUAACAGUUUAGAGACUCAAAAUACUCGCCCUGUUUUGGAUAUGUCUGAUAAGACAAAUAUGCAGUGUAGCAGGGAGAGUGAUGCAUGUGCAGGAAAAGAUACUCAGGAGGCUGUUGACUAUAAUAAGAUUGUUGGUGAAGUUGAUGACAUGAAAGAAGUUCCAAAUCCUUCUUAUGAUAACUGUAGGCUCCCAAUUGAUCAUAUAAAUGAUGAUGAAAUUCAUGACAUCACACCUAUAACGUCUUCAGCUCUUGAGACAGUUCACACUGGCCCAACUGGGAUGGGAGACACAGAACAUAUAUCAGAUGCUAUCUCGACUUCAUAUCAAGAAUCAUUUAGUGAAAAAUCCAACUUGCAUGACCAUAAAGGGAAUAAGCAUGUGGAGCCUGAUUGUUCCCCAAACUCUCUUCAAGAAGGUGAUCAAACUUCAGAGGUGAAAAUAGAUCUUGAGUCAACAGAUCUUCUUAACCUAGAAGUAUCUUCAAAUAAACCAUCCAGCAUGACUUCAGUUUCUGAAGCUUUUGAAGCCCCUCAUUCAGGGUAUAGAGAAAGCUUGUCUUAUGUGGCCAUCACUAAUGACCAAAUGAAUUGCUCAUCAACUGCAUAUCCAGUUGACGAACCACAAAAACCUACCAAUAUUGACUUUACACUAAAUGAAAAACUAGAGAAGUUUUCCUUUGAUGAGAUAGAUAAAGCCGAUGUAAGCAGUGGGAAUACUGGUGAAGAUGCCAACGAUUUCAUAAAUGCCUUACAUAAUGCCGAAGAAGAAAGCAAUGAAGUGGAGGAUGACUUAUCUCCAAGUCUGAUUUCCAAAUCUAUUUAUGCAAAGAAAUCUACUUAUGAUCCAUCAUUAUGGACCCCUGCUGAGAUAGAAAUUGCAACAGGAAAUGCAGAGUGCAUAUUCUUGGAGCACCCUUUAUCGCUCAAGAGCACAUACACUGAAGCUGUGGACUCUUCAGGAACUAGAGACCCCAAUGGUGAACCAUUGGUAACCAGUUACAACAAGUGCUUCUUGGGCACUGUUGACUAUAUUUGGCGAUCUGAAGGUCUGCAAACAACCAGAGUUCUUGCUCCAAUACCUAAAUGUGUCAUGGAAAGCGCUCAAGGAUACCCAACAAAGAAAUGGGGUAGUGAUCAUAUUGCCUUGGUUUCGGAAUUGGCUUUCUUGGAAGAUGGUACUGCAAUCAGCAAGGAUGUUGUAUAGCAUUUUAGUAGGUGAAUAAAUUGUGGGCAUUUGCCGGUUUAAGAUCUUCAAAUGUUGUAAACAGGUCGUGGCCUAAUUUCCCCCCUUCAGGUUUUAUGUUAUAGGGGAGACACAAGGUUCUCCUGAGGCUGAGAUAGAUGUAUUUAUUUGUAAUUUGUAAAUGGUUUAUGUUCAGCUCUUGAUAAUGCGUGCUUAUAUGAUUCUUUUGAAUCAGGUUAAAAUGGAAUAGUGUGAUUCUUGUUCAU
Trifolium pratense (red clover) is the source of this 2867-nucleotide messenger RNA. Its product is annotated as carbon catabolite repressor protein 4 homolog 6-like. The record is from RefSeq and is a predicted model, not a curated record. Lineage: Eukaryota; Viridiplantae; Streptophyta; Magnoliopsida; Fabales; Fabaceae. The transcript has 16 exons. Gene Ontology annotation, molecular function: 3'-5'-RNA exonuclease activity. Bases 94 to 2622 code for a protein of 842 amino acids.